CGGGCCCGGGGCAGCGGCACCGGGACCGCGGCACCGGGACCGGGCCGGGCCAUGGCCCCGCACCCGCCCAGCGCCGGGCAGUACCUGCGCUCCGACAGCGGCGGCUCCGACACCCCGAUGCUGGCCGAGGGUCCCGCUGCCGGGCCCGCUCCCGGUGACUGUCCCGGUCCCGGUGCCGGUCCGGGCGGCGGCCCCGGUGCGGCGCGGGGGCAGCGGCGGCGGCGCUGCGGACCGCUGUGGGGCAGCGUGGCCGUCAUGGCUAUCCUGGCGCUGCAGAUCGCCUCCACCACCGGCCUCUUCGUCUACUUCACCAUGGCCAUCUCUAAGCUGAAAUCCCAGGCUCCGGGCAGCGCAGAGGAGCUGCGGUGUCUGCAGGCGCUCAACCAGCAGCUCGAGGGUUCCAGCCUGGAGAAGCUGAGCAGCAGCCAGGGCUGCCUCAAGCUGGCCAGCACCAUCAAAGCCUAUGUGGACUCGGUGACUGAGAACAUCAUCCGCAGGAGUGUGGUGAAGGAGGCCUGGCGGAGCUACUUCAACACCUCAGAGGGGCAACGUCCUCCCAGAAUAACUGGGAAACCCUCAGCACAUCUCACCCUCCGCCCACAGAGCCUGGCUCAGGAUGGACGCUCCCAGCGCUCCGGGAACCUGUCCCAGUCGUGCCGCCACGCCAUCACGCACUGGGGGCACAGCAGCCUCCUCUCGCACGUGCAGAACAUGACGUACCGCGCCGGGCGGCUGCGCGUGGAGCAGCCGGGCAAGUACUACGUGUACUCGCAGAUCUACUUCCGCUACCGCGGCGCGGGCCGCGACUCGGGCCCUCAGCUCGUGCAGUGCAUCCAGUGGCAGCCGGCCCACAGCCCGCCCGUGCUGCUGCUCAAGGGCGUGGGCACCAAGUGCUGGGCGCCCGAGGCUGACUACGGGCUCCACGCGCUCUACCAGGGCGGACUCUUCGAGCUCAAGGCCGGGGAUGAGCUCUUCGUCUCUGUCUCCUCCUUGGCCAUCGACUCCAACGAUGCAGCAGCCAGUUACUUCGGGGCCUUCCGGCUCGACCUGUGACAGCCCCUCCGCUCCCACCCGGCCCCGGGACAGCGGCAACACCCCGGGGUGGCGCAGGGCUCUCAUGGCUGCGCUGUCCUUCGUGGUGAGGGAUGAGCCAAGAAGGGCACAGGGCAGCUGCUCCCCGGGGGAGGCAGCUGUGAACCAGGAAGGGUCUCGGAGGGCCCACAGGGGACAUGCACAAGGAGGGACAUCCUAGCCCUGGUGGCACAGCACCUCACAACGGCUCCCCGCAGCAGGAAAGGCACCAGGGUCACAUCUGCCACUGCAAGACAAAGUGUCCCCGUGGCAGGGUGACACCCGUGAGUCUGACCCCACCUUGGGCAGGGCUGUGGGUGCCAGGACCGGGGGCUGGAAGCAUCCUGGGGCACACCUUGUGGGGAUGGGUGCAGUGUCCGCUGCUGGAAGGGAAUGAAGGAGUUUCAGUUUGGGAGAUGAAAGCCUGGGGCAACAGCACCAGUGGUUGCAAGGAGGGCAAAGGGCAGGACCGUGACACCACAGCAGCCACCAGUCCUGGCACCACACCAGGCACGUGGCACUGGGGCACGUGGUGACCGAGCCAGGCUGCACAGGACCAGGAGCUCAGCGUGGCUGCUGACCCAGCACCCCUUCCCAUGUGGAUUUUGUCCCUCCCAGCCCUCAUGGACAGCACAGUCCCCACUUCCUCACACCUCCAGCCCUGGCAACCCCUGCAGGAUUCCAGCUCUGGAUGGGCUCCGUGGUCACAGCAAGACCUUGGAGGGACCAAACCAGCCCUUGGGUGAUGUGAUGGAGCCACUCCAGAGGCCAAAGGUGGGUUCAGGCAGGGCAGAGCAGGGCCCAGCUGGCUCAGCCCCCUUUUCCAACUCCCCCUGUACUCUCUGUAUCCUACUAAGCCUGGGGGGAUUCACACAGUGGCAGCAUGGGCUGCCACGGGCAUGGGGCUCCCAGGGAGGAUGGAAUAAAGCCUUGUACUCCAGUA
This is a messenger RNA of Lonchura striata (white-rumped munia), 2014 nucleotides long. Its product is annotated as tumor necrosis factor ligand superfamily member 10. Gene Ontology annotation, cellular component: membrane. The record is from RefSeq and is a predicted model, not a curated record. Gene Ontology annotation, biological process: immune response. Gene Ontology annotation, molecular function: tumor necrosis factor receptor binding. Lineage: Eukaryota; Metazoa; Chordata; Aves; Passeriformes; Estrildidae.